CAAGUUUGCGCGCGCGCGUUGCGCCCUCAAUCCGACAUUUAGCAGGGCCGCUCGUCGGCCCUGCCUUCCACAGUCGCCCAAGAUGUCGUGGAAAGCGUCCGCACAACUGAAGGAGACCAUCAAGCAUUACUCCGGAUUCCCGGCGACUGGAGUUAGUUUGCGGCAGAUGGUGCAAUUUGGCAGUAACCCGAAUACCGGUACCCUGUUUCGAGCAUCGCAGUUCUUGUCUGAAGAGCUGCCUAUACGACUAGCACAUCGAGUGCAAGAGCUAGGAGACCUGCCUGACGGCCUCAAUGAGAUGGAAAGCAUCAAGCGGGUGCAGGAUUGGUAUGCGGAGUCGUUCGAGGAAAUCACAACUCUACCCAAACCCACACUCAGCACUGAGGUCAAGGAGCGCCUCUUACGGCCCGCCAAGACCAACGGCAAACGCAUCCUGAGCGAGACCACCGAGAAUCCGAGCAUCAAACCCGGGCAGUAUCGAUCGAACGUUUCCGGGGUGGAGCAUGAAAAGAGACCGCCGAAUUCGAGGAGAUACUUCACAGCAGCAGACGACGGUGACUGGCCACCGGAGCUCCAGGAUUACAAUGCUAGAUUCUCACAAACUCUCGACAAGAUCAAGAGGCGGCAUGACAGCGUCGUCACGACGAUCGCACAGGGCAUCUUGGAGUACAAGCGUAAGCGGCAGCGGAUGCAGAUCGACCACAACAUACAGGCCUUCCUCGACCGCUUCUACAUGUCGCGUAUCGGUAUUCGCAUGCUGUUGGGCCAACACAUCGCCUUGACCGACCAACGAGGACAGAAUGAUCCGAACUAUGUAGGGAUCAUCUGCACCAAGACCAAUGUCAAGGAUCUUGCCGAGGAAGCCAUCGAGAACGCCCGUUUCGUCUGCGAGGACCACUAUGGACUUUUCGACGCGCCCAAAAUUCGACUUGUCUGUCCAAAGGAUCUCAACUUCAUGUACGUUCCGGGCCACCUGUCACACAUGCUCUUCGAGACAUUGAAGAACAGCCUACGUGCGGUGGUGGAGCGACACGGCCAGGAUAAGGAAGAAUUCCCGGUCACAGAUGUGAUUGUCUCGGAGGGUCGCGAAGACAUCACCAUCAAGAUUUCGGACGAAGGUGGUGGAAUCCCACGGUCGAGCAUUCCCUUGGUAUGGACAUAUAUGUACACCACCGUCGACCAAACACCCAGCCUUGACCCGGACUUCAACAAAUCCGACUUUAAGGCGCCAAUGGCAGGGUUCGGGUACGGACUCCCGAUCUCACGACUCUAUGCACGAUACUUCGGUGGUGACCUCAAAUUGAUCUCGAUGGAGGGCUACGGCACGGAUGUCUACCUCCACCUCAACAGAUUAAGCUCCUCCAGCGAGCCACUUUCAUGAUCGAUCAAUCUAGGAAUGGGGUUGGAGAGAUCUCGUUCUGUGGCGGGUAUCGUAACGACUUGCAUCAUACGAAGGGAAGUCCUCGGAUUUCUCAAAGAACAAGUGGACGAGGAUGCACAUCAGUGAUGGAUGCUGAUGGCGGGUGGAAGACUCCUGGUGAUACCCACAGCGGAGUAUUUCGCGACGAAGAGCUUUAUGAAGAACUGCGCACCACAAUCGACAGCAAAGGACUCCACGGGCACACAGACCUUCUGGAUCCCCGCUUCG
Molecule: messenger RNA, 1648 nt
Organism: Dissoconium aciculare CBS 342.82
Lineage: Eukaryota; Fungi; Ascomycota; Dothideomycetes; Mycosphaerellales; Dissoconiaceae
Product: alpha-ketoacid dehydrogenase kinase
Exons: 5
Coding region: 83-1381 (432 amino acids)
Biological process (GO): protein phosphorylation; regulation of glucose metabolic process
Cellular component (GO): mitochondrion
Molecular function (GO): pyruvate dehydrogenase (acetyl-transferring) kinase activity
Source: RefSeq, a predicted model, not a curated record